AGUUGCUUUUUGAGGUAGUGUGCGGGAUAGUGUGGUCUUUGUGAGCUUCCACCAUGGCGUACCGGGGCCAGGGCCAGAAGGUGCAGAAGGUGAUGGUGCAGCCAAUCAAUCUCAUCUUCAGAUACUUGCAAAAUGGUUUUGAUGAGUAUAUGAACCUCGUAUUAGAUGAUGCAGAAGAGAUUCAUUCUAAAACAAAGUCAAGAAAACAACUGGGUCGGAUCAUGCUAAAAGGAGAUAACAUUACUCUGCUCCAAAGUGUCUCCAACUAGAAAUGAUCAAUGAAGUGAGAAAUUGUUGAGAAGGCAAUACAGUUUUUUUAGGUGUGCUUUGUUAGAAGUGUAGUUCUAAAGCAUUUAUUCAUAUUGUUUUGCUCACCUUUAUGUUAUUACCAGAUGACAAUAAAUGC
Eubalaena glacialis (North Atlantic right whale) is the source of this 406-nucleotide messenger RNA. Its product is annotated as small nuclear ribonucleoprotein E-like. Bases 54 to 269 code for a protein of 71 amino acids. Gene Ontology annotation, biological process: mRNA splicing, via spliceosome; spliceosomal snRNP assembly. Gene Ontology annotation, cellular component: U4 snRNP; U5 snRNP; U1 snRNP. The transcript has a single exon. Lineage: Eukaryota; Metazoa; Chordata; Mammalia; Artiodactyla; Balaenidae. The record is from RefSeq and is a predicted model, not a curated record.